AUGGCGAGCACCCGGCUUACGACAAGCCUCCAGAAGGCCGGGCGCUCCGUCACCCUGCCCCUGCGGCCCCGUGUCCGACCAGACGUCGCUUCGCUGCGAGCAGUCAGCCGUUCCGACGCGACUUCCUUCUCGACCUCCGCUCCCCGCGCCGAUAAUGGCAGCCAGCCGAGUUUCCAGGCGGCCGCCCCAAUCCAUUUCGGCGACUAUCCCAAGGACAUUCCGCUCCUGAGCCGCGUUCGAGUAGUGCCAGCAUCGCCGUCGUACUUCACGGCCAAGCCUACCUUCACCGACGACUUCCUCGAGCUCCAGGCCGUCCUGCGCAAGUAUCAGACACUACCGAUGAUAGAGCCGAUCUACGCGCCGAGGGUGGCUUGGAAGAACUUGGGCGAGUACAGGCUGGCGACCAAUGAGGUCAUUAAAAUUUCGAAAUGGCGCAAGAUGCAAAAACUUCUGCAGAGGCUCAACUACAUUCACCCUACUCUUGUUCCGGAGGAAGUUACGCAGGUCCUGCAAAAGUACAAGAGAGCGUUCAACCCGUACGAUCGACAGCCGAGCCCGAAGACAUUGGACGAAAUGGGAAGGGGAAUGGGCGUGGGAAGGAGAAAGACUUCGUCGGCGGUGGCAUGGGUAGUGGAGGGAGAGGGAGAGGUCAUGAUCAACAGCAAGAGUCUGACGGAGGCUUUCAGCCGGGUGCACGACCGCGAGAGCGCCAUCUGGGCGCUGAAGGCCACGAACCGCGUUGACAAAUACAAUGUCUGGGCACUUGUAAGAGGAGGUGGAACAACAGGGCAAGCUGAGGCAUUGACUCUGGCAAUUGCAAAAGCAUUGAUGGUGCACGAGCCAGGUUUGAAGCCUGCACUUCGAAGAGCUGGCUGCGUCACUCGCGAUCCUCGCAAGGUCGAAAGGAAGAAGCCGGGCCACAUCAAAGCUCGCAAGAUGCCCACCUGGGUCAAACGUUAA
Messenger RNA from Lasiodiplodia theobromae, 960 nucleotides. RefSeq names its product Ribosomal protein S9. The coding region runs from base 1 to 960 and encodes 319 amino acids. Gene Ontology annotation, molecular function: structural constituent of ribosome; RNA binding. NCBI's taxonomy places the organism in Eukaryota, Fungi, Ascomycota, Dothideomycetes, Botryosphaeriales, Botryosphaeriaceae. Gene Ontology annotation, biological process: translation. The transcript has 2 exons. Gene Ontology annotation, cellular component: ribosome; mitochondrial small ribosomal subunit. The record is from RefSeq and is a predicted model, not a curated record.